AUGUCAGAGAACAUGCCGGAACAGCCGGCGGGCGACCCGUCCAGGAAGCUCCAGUUCGUGAUAGUCGGAGGAUUUCUAGGCGGACUGGCAACCGGCAUUGCACUCAAGGCCCUGGGCCAUGACACGACGAUCCUGGAGCGGAACCCGCCGCCCCUGCUCCAAGAUCAAGGAGCUGGCAUAGUCGCCGAAGGCGACACCCUAGAGUUCUUUAAGAGAUACAACAGGUGCGAUCGGCCACUCGCAGUAAGCUCGGAGCGCCGGCAGUAUCUCGACAAGGAGGGGAAUAUUGUGCAUAGGGAGGAUAUGGUGCAGAACAUGACUUCCUGGGACCUGGCAUACUACCUCAUACGUGCUAAUUAUGAUGGAGUCGCGAGUUCCUAUUGCGAUGCGCCGGAGCCCGUGCCGGGACACGGCAAGGCGACGCACGUCCACGACUGUAACGUCACUGACAUCAAAGAAGAAGACGACGUCGUCCGCGUCUUCUGGCACAGCAGCAAAGGGGAAGAAGGCAGCAUCCACGCCGACAUCCUAAUCGGCGCCGAUGGACCGAGCUCCAGGAUCCGCAAGAUCCUCCAGCCGAACGCCGAGCGGAAGUACGCCGGCUACUGCGCGCUGCGCGGCACGCUUCCGGAGAGCGAAGCCAGCCCCGCCGCGUGCGAGGCCUUCUCGCGACGCUUCACCUUCUUCCACGGCCCCGGGGUCCAGAUCCUCGCGUACCUGAUCCCCGGCAGGGACGGGACCGUGGAGCCCGGGCAGCGGCUGAUUAAUUUCGUGUACUAUGCCAACUUCCCCGAGUGCUCGGCUGAGCUGGAGGAGAUCAUGACAGAUAUGAAUGGGAGAAGGAGGGCGAUCACGAUGCCCCCCGGGAUGACGGCGCCGGAGGCGUGGGAGAAGCAGCGGCACGUCGCGCGCAAGCGCCUGCCGCCGCAGUUCGCGGAGAUCGUGUGCGCGACGCGCAAGCCGUUCGUACAGGCCGUCACCGACGUCCUCAGCCCGGAGCACGAGUACCUGAGCGGCAAGGUCGUGCUGGUCGGCGACGCUUUGGCCGGGUUCCGGCCGCAUACCGUGGCUUCUACGUCCCAGGCGGCGUUCGACGCUAUGAUUUAUGCGGAUUAUAUUGCGGGCAGGGUCUCGCGCGAGGAGUGGAAGAGGCAGACGCUGGGGUUUGCGCGGUUCGUACAGAAGAGGGGCGUUGAUAUGUGCGAGCGGAGCCAGCAUGAGGAUCUGCCCCUGGAGGCGUAUGUUCGGGAUCGUAAUGUGGCUUCUACGCCGCGACAGGAUGAGGUUUACCCGGAGUGGGCGACGGCAUUUUAG
Anthostomella pinea is the source of this 1314-nucleotide messenger RNA. The record is from the annotation of a GenBank genome assembly. Lineage: Eukaryota; Fungi; Ascomycota; Sordariomycetes; Xylariales; Xylariaceae.